AUGCAGUUCAGUGAGCUUUUUUUCUGCAUCAAAAAUGCAUGCGCAGUGUUUUCCAUGUAUUCCAAUGGCACUAGUUCACAUCAGUGCAGUCAGUUCCAGUCAGUUUCCGGUGCAGAAAAAAAAAAAAAAAAAAAAAUAACAUGCUGCAUUUUUUCUGCACAGAACCAUACUGGAACAUAGCAAACUGCAUCAAAACUGCACCGGAACGGUGUGUGGUGUGAACUGUACGCAAAAACGUUUCCGGAGUGCAUUUUUGUAGUGUGAACUGGCCCUAAAGCU
Molecule: messenger RNA, 279 nt
Organism: Staurois parvus
Lineage: Eukaryota; Metazoa; Chordata; Amphibia; Anura; Ranidae
Source: the annotation of a GenBank genome assembly